Molecule: messenger RNA, 4618 nt
Organism: Chelmon rostratus (copperband butterflyfish)
Lineage: Eukaryota; Metazoa; Chordata; Actinopteri; Chaetodontiformes; Chaetodontidae
Gene: dipk1c
Product: divergent protein kinase domain 1C
Exons: 9
Coding region: 2393-3829 (478 amino acids)
Source: RefSeq, a predicted model, not a curated record
CGCACGCGCACACACACACACACACACACACACUCUGCUCAGCCAGGCAGUGUAGAGCGUCAGACGGAGAGGGAGCGAGGCAGCAGCAGCAGCGUGAGGAGAAACCAGAGCCGCCGAAACACCAGCAGCCUGCAGGAGCCGCCGAGGUAGCCUGCCAGUCCUCAAUCAGGGUUUACAGCGAAGCCCAGAUCCUCAGUCUGAGAGCCGGAUCGUCUCCUGGUGGAAAAAGUCUUCCAGUUUAUCCCCCAGAGCAUCUUCAUGGACUGAGACCUGCUCCUCCAGCUGCUGCCAAUGCCGGGUUUCAGACUGUUAGAUCAAACCAGACAUCUGGAGGGUCUGCAGACAGCAGGAUUGCACACAGUCUCACAAUUUGUUUCUCGCAAAGGGAGAAGUUCAGUUUCUGGGACUUUGCAGACCAUCUUCAGUUCAUCUCAAAUUGUAGGAUUACAAACAGUUUUAUCCUUUUUUCACAAAGGAGGAAGAGAAGUUUAGUUAUCUGGACAAACUACCACAAAUCCUCUGAUCUGUUUCAGGAUCUGUAUGAAGGCUCAGAGUCUGAGUGAAUCCUGGAUUUUAAGAUUCUCAUCAAGACUUUAAAUUCAAAAUGGACAAAAAGGACCCACAAGCAGCAGGAUUUCAAACUCUGAACUCAGAGUCAGCAAGCUUUUGACUUCUUUCAGUUGCUAUAAAUCAGAGUUUAUGCUGGUUGUGGAGCAUCUGAUCAUCACUUUACAGGCAACAGUCUCAACAGAGAGGACAGAGGAGUGAAGGAGGUGAGGAGUGAGCACGUCUUCAGUGUUUUUCACAGUUAAAUUCUGGACAACUGAAGGACAAACAAACAGCAAAAAGUUGGAUCAUGUAUUCUUCACAAAGAAAGAAGUAAAGUUCAGUCGUGCUUCGUUUUCUGACAACAAAGAUCUGAACGUUAAAAUCCUGGUUUGGAACCUGCAAGAAGCAAGAAGCAAGCUGCUCGUGGACUUUAGACCUGUGGUGGCUGGAUUACAAGCUUUUACUUUAACCUUUAAAAGACAGACGCAGGCCAACCCUUCGGAUGCUGGUCUCUCCGGCAUCCCGUGAGUCUUCCACUGAGAACACCGUCUGCUGAAUGACUGCCGAGUCCUGCAGAGAGAAGCACGACGGCUCGGACGCCGCUGCAGCUGCAGGACCGGGAGGCGGCCCUGAAGAGGAAACUGCAGGGUCUCGGCACGGUCGCGUUCUUAGGGGAGCUGCGCAGACCGGCUUCAGGAGCCACGUAAAGGACUCGAUCCGUCAAACAUCAAGGACGCUUCUGUUCGCGGCAUCAGGAAACAUCAGGAAACGUUUCUGCAUCUUCUCUUCUUGUUCGACGCUCCUGCAGAAACUCUUCUCCGGCGUCGCAGAGCUCCCUCGCUGAAGGAUAUUUUCCUGUUUGGAUAUUUUGUUUUCCAAAUCCAAAACGCUCUUCUGUCGGAUGUUUUGACGUUUGUGCUCUGUGAUGACCACAGAAACUGCAGACGCCACGAGGAGGUGACGUGAGGACGGCGUCGCAGGGAAGUCCAGCCUGCUGCGAGUGUGUGUGUGUGUGUGUGAGUGAAGCUGGAUGCAUGCUCGUGCAUCUGUGUGUGUCGUGUUUUUGAGUGUGUGUGUCCAGAUGCCACACGGCGCUGCGGACGGGUCCAGACACCCACAUCACACGCCGCGAUGGCGACUCGGCCGCAGAGUUAUUUUCUGUUGCUCAACGUUUGUUGACUCGCUGUCGGGAGAAUAAAUCAAGCAGUCAGAUAUGGAAAGACGAGAUUUCAGCACGAGCAAAAUAAAUUUCCAAAUACUUCUUGCGGAGACGCUGCAGAGGGAAGCAGGAGGUCGGACCCGUCGACUCGGUCUGGAACGUGCUGCUCUGAUUGGAUGACUGCUCUUCUUCUGCUGUUUUUUUUUGUGUGUGUUUCAAGUCCUUUCAGUCCAAACAUUCGACUCUUCAGUGAGACCAGACAGACUGUGGAGCUUCAGACAUGCAGACACACGGAACAUCUGGGUUCUAACUGGUGUAGCGACAUAUGCCGACGAUAUACUUCAUUAUUUUCUAACACUAAUUUCCUUCAUCAAAGAUCGGAACUGACAGAUUAACAAAGUUUCAUGGAGAAAAUGAGGUUUAAUCGUAAACUCCUUUAAUAGGAACUCAAGUAUUUUUUCUCCUUUCUGUUCUACUUGCAGUUUUUUAGGGGUUAUUUAACAUUUUUAAACAAUAAUUUAAAAAACAUUUUGGGUUUUUUUUGGUACAAAAUAUUAUUUUUAAGCCAAACUUUCCAGACCCCGGAGCUCUGCAGCUUCUGUCUUCAGUUGGACCACUUUUUUGCAGACUAUUCAGAAGGCGCUUUUUGGCAGAGAAGGUUUCCGUAAAGAGUCCACCACCACCAUGCUGCCUGGAGGACUGGCGUCAGGUGGAGGGGGCCGCGGCGGCGGGCUGUGCCUGCUCCGGUGGCUGGGCCUCAGGCUGUGGUCCCGUCGGGGGACGCUGGUGUUCGCAUUGCUCUGGUUUGGCUCCUGGUUGUUCCUGAACGGCCUGGUUCUGGUGCACAGGAGCAUCCUGUCGGACUACUGCACCGACGACAAGAGCAAGAGGAUCCUGCAGAGAUUGUGCCUGGAGUUCGGCGAGGGCGCGGUGACGGGCGACAUGUGCGAGGAUCUGUGUGUGCUCGGCCUCGUCGAGUACAAGCGCUGCCUCUACUACGAGAACGGGAAGAAGGUGAUCGAGGCGCGCUGGAGAGGAAACCCCGUCAUCCUCAAGUCCAAACUGGAGAAUUUCUCCUCCUACGAGCCACUGGGAAUACUGGACUAUCAGGACACGGCAGAGGAGCUCUCGCCUCUCGAUGUGGUUUUCUACGCAACUCUGGAGGUGCGGAACUCUCUGGGGCUGGCUGAGGAGGAUGAGGAUGAGGAAGGUGGAGGAGGAAGCAACAGCUCUCUGGCCAGACUUUGGGGGAAGAAGCUGAAGAACAGAGACAAGAGCUACACCCGAGCGGAGCUGGCCUCACUCUGGUCUCUGCUGCAGCAGGAGGAGUACACCUUUCUCAGAGUCCUGCAGGACCUCAGCACCCACGUGGCCAAGGUGUUGGGUUCCUGUGGUCACUUCUACGCCGUGGAGUAUCUGUCCGCUGGACACGCCUGGGACCAGAACAUCUUCUCCCUGGAGGAGGUGGCCGUUUCCGGGCUGCGGGGUCAGGGCCGAGCCGGACCCGGAGCCCAGUGGAGGUGGACCGCCAGGGAGAUGGUGCAUCGCAUCGCGCUGAGUUUUCUGGACAUGGUGUGGCACUUUGACAAUGACUUCACCCACAAACUGCACCUGUGUGACAUCAAACCGGAGAACUUCGCCAUCCGGAAGGACCUGACAGUCGUAGCCAUCGACGUGGACAUGGCGUUCUUUGAGCCGAAGAUGAGGGACAUCCUGGACCAGAACUGCAGCAGCGACGACGACUGUAACUUCUUCGACUGUUCGUCCAGGUGCAACCUGAACAAACGCAGGUGCAGCCCCCGCCGCCGCAACACCAACCUGCAGGUGAUUUGUGAGAAGAUCUUCCGGCCGUGGUUUUCUCCCACGCUGCUCGGGGCCAAAGCAGGACUCCCACUGCAGGUGGAGCUGCAGCGAGCCGUGCAGGAGUGCUCCGAAACAGAAGGAGGCGUGGAUGAGCGAGAGGAGGAUGGAGGUGGAGGAGGAGAGACGGGUCGGGGCCGGGGGGUCCAUCAGCGUCUCCUCAACAUCCUCACCCGCCUCCUCCAGGAGGGCGGGGCUUCAGGGGAAGGAGGAGGGGCCUGGGAGGGGAAAGGCCGCAUCCACACGGCGCUGAACUUCUGAGGAGGUGAAGACCACCAGAGACCUCCUGCAGAGGAGGGAGGUCUUUGAGGAGAUGAAGACCACCAGAGGCUCAGUUUUCAGGCCCAAAAGACCAGAAGACCUAAUACAGACCAUCUCUGACACAUAUCCAGGAUUAUAUCUGGUCAAACAGGAACUAUAAAUAUAUAUGACAUGGCCAAAAGUAUGUGGACGCCCCUCUCUAUGUGUACUUUUGGUCUGUUGAAGUUCCAGUGAAGGAGAUUCUUAAUGCUGCAGCACACAGUGACAUCAGUCUUUCAUCAUCACAAUGUGAACAAAGCAGCUCCAUAAACGGUUUCCCAGUCUGGUGUAGUCCAUCUGGACUGGUCUCACAGAGUCCUGACCUCAGCCCCAUCCAGCAGCUGUGGGAUGAACUGGAUCACAGUCCUCAGUGGUGCUCUGGUCUCGGACUUUGGUGUUUUUCUUUGGGACUUCUUCACGGUUAUGACUCAGUCGAUUUUGUUUGGGACUGUUUGGAUUUCUGUUAUUUCAAGUAUUUGAUAAACGUGUUGAAUGUGUUGUGACUGGAAAGAAUCACUUGUUUCAUCACAGUGAUCCUGGAAACAUCCGGACCAGGACUGGAGUGAGAGAGCUCAUUGAAGCCUGACGUCUUGUGGUCAGAGGGGUCCAUUAUAGGUCCAGUGUUCGUGGAUCCUCUCUGACUUUAUUCUUAUUUCUGAGUCCAGUUAGUCUCAGUGAGAUUUACACACCUCAGAUGCAGAUGAGAUGUCGUGAUGUAGUAAAUGUAUUAAUGGAUAAUUAUAUCAGUAA